CUGCCAACAACUUGCCCAUCCUUCAAUUUUCUUUCUGUAAUCCCUUCGCCCCGCUCUCUGCUCUCUAAUAGUUCUUGCCAUCAGAGCCGAGCAAUGGCGUUCGCAUCAGUGCCAGAGUCUGCAAAAGCGACCCUAAAGCCCUUCAAGGUUGCCAUACCAGAGGACCAAAUUGAAGAGCUUCACAGUCUUAUUCAAGCAGCAAAGCUUGCUCCUCGUACUUACGAAUCUUCACAACAAAAUCGGCAGUAUGGCGUAACGUAUGAUUGGAUGAAGACAACAAAGUCUACCUGGUUAAAUGAUUUUGAUUGGCGCAAACAUGAAAAACGAAUCAAUUCCUUCCCGCACUUUAUCCUACCCGUCAAAAAUGAAGACGGGAACAAAUAUGACAUACAUUUCGUUGCAUUGUUUUCGAAGAAGAAAGACGCUGUUCCGCUCAUGUUGCUGCACGGAUGGCCAGGGAGCUUUCUCGAGUUUUUGCCAUUGCUACAAGAGCUUCAGAGCAAGUAUACUCCCGAGACGCUGCCAUAUCACGUUAUUGUGCCAUCCCUUCCGGGAUAUGCAUUUUCCUCACGACCGCCACUGGAGAAGAACUUCGCACUCAAAGAUGCAUCCUACCUAUUGAACGAGGUCAUGCUUUCCUUGGGGUUUGGUGACGGUUAUGUUGUCCAAGGAGGUGAUAUCGGAAGCAGACUUUCACGUGUCAUGUCUGUCUUAUACCCCAGCUGCAAGGCUGUCCAUUUAAAUUACUGCAGAGUCAUUGAUCCGCCAAACCCUCAAGUCGAAAAUGAACUGGACGACAUUGAGCGUGAGGGGAUUGAGAGACACCGAGCCUUCAAGCGGAGCGGCGCUGCCUACGCUCUGGAGCACGGCACCAGGACGAGUACUAUCGGUUUUGUGCUGUCGAGCAGUCCUCUUGCCCUUCUAGCCUGGAUUGGAGAAAAAUUCCUAGAAUGGACAGAUGAAGAUCCGCCGCUGGAGACUAUCCUCGAAUCUAUCACCCUUUACUGGUUGACCGAGACGUUUCCCACGGCAAUCUAUCCUUACCGUGAGUCCCAGGAUCUCAACGCUGUCGACACCCAUGCAAAUCCACAGUGGCACAUCAAGAAGCCCUUUGGAUUCAGCUAUUUCCCGCGAGAGAUUACUCCGUCGCCGCGAAGCUGGAUCGCGCAGACGGGAAAUCUGGUCUUUUUCAGACGCCAUUCAAAGGGGGGACAUUUUGCAGCACUUGAGCAACCGAAAGUCAUGCUUCAAGAUAUUGAAGACUUUAUUGCCCAGGUCUGGUCAGGGCGCGAGUAGCUCAAGUCAAAAUUUCACACGCUCAAGCAUUAGCUCUUGAAUUGCUAUAGAGCAAAGGGGCAGCGAGCUCAUAAAACGUCGAGAAUUAAUCUGCGGUAUGACUGAUGCAUUACAGUGCCACACAACUCUAACUUGUCACGAAAAAUAUUACAUAUGCAACAUGACU
Molecule: messenger RNA, 1462 nt
Organism: Xylona heveae TC161
Lineage: Eukaryota; Fungi; Ascomycota; Xylonomycetes; Xylonales; Xylonaceae
Product: alpha/beta-hydrolase
Exons: 8
Coding region: 94-1296 (400 amino acids)
Biological process (GO): epoxide metabolic process
Molecular function (GO): epoxide hydrolase activity
Source: RefSeq, a predicted model, not a curated record